AAUCCCUACAGCGCCCUCUGGUAAUCAUUAAAAUGGCGGACGUCAAAGCGCUGGAGCACUCAACUUUAAAGGUGCCAUAUGAGACUCUUAAUAAACGAUUUAGAAACAGCCAGAAGGCAAUCGACCGUGAAGUUUCACACGUAACGGGAGCGACUGGAAGAUUAGAAAACUGUUUAAAAGACACUGACCAACCAUGCAGUGUGGACAGGGUUGUAGAUUUAUUGGAUUCUGUGGUGGACAAACUAACUGCCCUCAAAAGAAAGGCAGCAGAGGCUAUAUCUCAGGAAGAGGGUAGCGCUCGGGUUUGUAAAAGGCGUAUUGAGCAUUUAAAAGAGAAAGAUAUGUGCACGGAAAGCACUCUAGCCCAGUGGAAUAAGAAGAGAGUUGAUCGCAUGCUUGUCGAAUACUUCCUUAGGGCUGGCUACUACGAUUCAGCUAUGAAACUGGCAAGCCAUGCAGAUAUUGAAGAUCUGACUAAUAUGAAACUGUUCAUGGAAUCAAGAGAUGUUGAAGAAUCGUUAUUAAAGCGAGAAACAGCACCCUGUCUUAAUUGGUGUCAUGACAACAAGUCUAAACUUAAAAAGAUUAAAAGUUCAUUAGAAUUUAAUCUCCGCACCCAGCAGUUUAUUGAGUUGAUUAGGAGUAACAAGCGACUAGAGGCUGUCAAACAGGCACGGAAGUACUUCACUAGCCUUGAGGGUGAUCAAUUAUUGGAGGUACAGAAGGUGAUGGGGCUGCUAGCAUUCCCAUCUUCAACAGAUGUUUCUCCCUACAAGGAGCUGUUGGACAUUCAGCGGUGGCAAGUUCUCGUUGAGCAAUUCCGAGAAGAGAAUUACAAGCUUCACCAACUUAACAACCUGUCUGUCUUUACAGUCACUUUGGAAGCUGGACUGUCUGCUAUGAAGACACCUCAGUGUUACCAUAGCAGCAGCAAAAACCCGGACUGCCCCGUGUGUAGUAAAAAUUUGAAUCAACUAGCUCGGUCUCUGCCGUAUUCUCACGCAGCACAGUCGCGUCUUAUAUGCAGCAUAUCUGGUCAAAUGAUGAAUGAGAACAAUGUCCCGAUGAUGUUACCAAAUGGUCAUGUUUAUGGUGAAAUUUCUUUGCUUGCCAUGGCUGCUGAAUGUGGUGGAAGGAUCAUUUGUCCACGUACGAAAGAAGUCUAUGACAUUGACCAAUUGGAAAAGGUUUUCAUCAUGUAGUGAAAGGCAAAAGCUGUAAAUACAUGCAUUAUACAAUCAGUAACUUGAAAUAUUAACUACUGCCAAACAAGUCCAGUAUCAUCUGGAAGAUGUUGCAAUUGGUACCAGAGAUGGAGAACCAAUCAGGAGGAGGCAACCAGACAACUAAGAUUUUAAUGCCAUCUUAACAGAGGGUGAUUCAUCCAGUAGAACU
This is a messenger RNA of Anneissia japonica, 1395 nucleotides long. RefSeq names its product E3 ubiquitin-protein transferase MAEA-like. Gene Ontology annotation, molecular function: protein binding; ubiquitin protein ligase activity. Gene Ontology annotation, biological process: proteasome-mediated ubiquitin-dependent protein catabolic process. The record is from RefSeq and is a predicted model, not a curated record. Gene Ontology annotation, cellular component: cytoplasm; GID complex; nucleus. NCBI's taxonomy places the organism in Eukaryota, Metazoa, Echinodermata, Crinoidea, Comatulida, Comatulidae.